Molecule: messenger RNA, 2955 nt
Organism: Meloidogyne enterolobii
Lineage: Eukaryota; Metazoa; Nematoda; Chromadorea; Rhabditida; Meloidogynidae
Source: the annotation of a GenBank genome assembly
AUGUACUUUAUCAACAAUUAUGGGAGAAAGCUUCCCCGGACUUACACUAUCACCAGAAUAGAAAACAAAAUUUUGUUAAAUAAAAAAUAUUUAAGUUACACAUUAGCAACCAGAGGUGCAAAUAAAUUAUGGCAAUUGUUACAUACAGAACCCUAUAUAGCUGCAUUGGGUGCUCUAACUGGCAACCAAGCUGUUCAGAUGGUUAGGGCAGGGCUUAAAGCUAUAUAUUUGUCUGGUUGGCAAGUAGCUGCUGAUGCAAACACUGCCGGAGACAUGUAUCCCGACCAGUCACUUUAUCCUGCCAAUUCUGGGCCUGAACUUGCCCGAAAAAUUAACAGGGCACUACGACGUGCUGAUCUUGUUGAGUGUGUUGAAGCUGAGGAUUACAAAUCUCAGCGAGAUUGGUAUGUUCCCAUAGUUGCCGAUGCGGAGGCUGGCUUUGGGGGUGCUCUAAAUUGUUUUGAACUUAUGAAAGCCUAUAUCGAAGCUGGAGCAUCCGGUGUACAUUUUGAGGAUCAAUUGGGGUCAGAGAAAAAGUGUGGACAUAUGGGGGGAAAAGUUUUGAUCCCUACAGCCCAACAUAUUCGCCAUCUAAAUGCUGCACGUUUGGCAGCCGAUGUUUGUGGAGUUCCAACAAUUAUAGUAGCUAGAACUGAUGCAGAAUCUGCACGUUUAAUUACUAGUGACAUUGAUGAACGUGACCAUCCAUUUAUCGACAAACACGCGGGAAGAACGGCUGAAGGCUUUUAUCGUUUACGUGAAGACAAUGCCAUCCAAUCUUGUAUUGAACGGGCUAAGAGCUAUGCACCAUAUUGUGAUUUAAUUUGGAUGGAAACUUCACAUCCAACUUUGACUGAUGCUAGAGAAUUUUCUGAGGGUGUAAGGAAGGUAGAAAAAUUAUUUUUAGAGGAACAAGAGCCUAUACAAGGAGGAGAACUAGAAAUCUUUCUCCAGACUGACCGAACUAGGAGGGUCUUACAAGGAUUGAGAUCGGAAUUCCCCGAUAAAUUAUUUGCCUACAAUUGCUCGCCUUCAUUUAACUGGAGACAACAUUUGAGGCCUUCAGACAUGGAAAAAUUCCAGCGUGAACUUGGCGCUAUGGGAUUUAAAUAUCAAUUUAUCACUCUUGCUGGCUUCCACACCAACAAUUUUAGCGUUUUCGAUUUGGCUAGGAAUUAUAAAGAACGCGGUAUGGCUGCAUAUUCUGAAUUACAGGAAAAAGAAUUUGCUGCAGAAAAAUUUGGCUACACAGCAGUUAAACAUCAACGAGAAGUAGGGACAGGAUAUUUUGAUUAUGUUGCUCAAGCUGCUGCCGGGGGUAUUUCUUCAACGACUGCACUUAAGGGGAGCACGGAGGAAGCUCAAUUCCAUACAGCUACGGCAUCUGCAGAUGAGGAUGAAAUUGUGACGAUCACCGCACCUGAAAAUGCUGGAGAUGAGACUAUACUCACUCCCGAUGCCCUCCGUUUCCUUCGCGAACUCCAUCAAAAAUUCGAGCCUCGACGCCAUUCUCUCUUAGCUCAACGUAAAAUUCUUCAAUACAGACUCGAUCAAGGAGAUUAUUUCCCCGAUUUUGAUUCAACUACAAAAAAUAUUCGUGAAGAUUUGGGGUGGAGUGGUGCUGAAAUUCCUGAAGAUUUGCUUGAUCGUCGUGUAGAAAUUACAGGGCCAACAGACAGAAAAAUGGUUAUUAAUGCUUUGAAUUCUGGAGCUAAAGUAUUUAUGGCUGAUUUUGAAGAUGCAAAUUCACCAACUUGGAGGAACCAAAUUGAAGGACAAAUUAAUUUACACGAAGCAAUCCGUGGGCGAAUCCAUUAUAUUAACCCAAUCACCAAACAAGAAUACACCCUCAAGAAAAAUACAGCAGUUUUGAAAGUUCGUCCCCGUGGUUGGCACUUGCCAGAAAAACAUGUCCUUAUUAAUGACAAGCCUAUGUCCGCCUCUCUUUUCGACUUUGGUCUUUAUCUUUUCCAUAAUGCCAAAGCUUUGCAAGAGAAGGGAAGCGGCCCGUAUUUCUAUUUGCCCAAACUUCAAAAUGCACAAGAAGCCCAACUUUGGGCUGAUGUUUUUGCCUUUUCUGAGGAGAGACUGGGAUUGCCUAAAUCUACAAUUAAGUGCACUAUGGACGAAAUUGUUCAUGCUUUGAAAGAUUAUGUUGUUGGUAUUAAUUGUGGCCGUUGGGAUUAUAUCUUUUCUUAUAUUAAAGUUUUUCGAAAUCAUCGAAAAUUUUUGUUGCCAGAUCGUUUCUUAGUUGGAAUGACUUCCGAUUUUCUCCGUGCUUAUUCUCUCCUCUCAAUUAAAGUUGCCCAUCAAAGAAAAAUUUUUGCAAUGGGAGGAAUGGCCGCGCAAAUUCCUAUUAAACAUGACCAGACAGCUAAUGAGGAAGCAUUAAAAGCUGUUAGAAAAGAUAAAGAAAGGGAGGCUUCUGACGGACAUGACGGUACUUGGGUCGCCCAUCCCGGACUUGUGCCUGUUGCCCAAGCUGUAUUCGAUGCCCACAUGAAAGAUGGACAUAAUCAAAUACUUAAACAACUUCCCGACUUUUUCACCGACAAUCAACGAUUGACUUCACCUCCGGAAGGAGUAAGAACUGAGGCUGGGUUCCGACGCAAUAUUUCUAUAACUUUGGGCUAUUUGGAUAGUUGGCUGCGUGGUACAGGCUGUGUUCCAUUAUACAAUUUAAUGGAGGAUGCAGCAACGGCUGAAAUUAGUCGUGCACAGCUUUGGCAAUGGCUUCGUCAUGAAGCGCGUUUGGAAGAUGGACGUACUGUUGAUCCUCAACUUGUUAAAAUGACUAUAGCAUCGGAGACUGAGCGUCGUUUAGUACGUGCCGGUUCUGUUGUAAAUAGAAUUCCUGAAGCUUCUGAACUUUUGGAAAAAUUUGUUUUGGAGCCUGAAUUGAGCGAUUUUCUUACUUUGGAUGCUUAUGAUAAACUUGUCUCAGAGGGAAAAUAA